Messenger RNA from Brettanomyces bruxellensis, 687 nucleotides. RefSeq lists its product as uncharacterized. Lineage: Eukaryota; Fungi; Ascomycota; Pichiomycetes; Pichiales; Pichiaceae. The record is from RefSeq and is a predicted model, not a curated record. The transcript has a single exon. The coding region runs from base 1 to 687 and encodes 228 amino acids.
AUGGCUCUAUUAUUAAGAAUGUGCUAUGAUAAUGCUAUGCUUACCGAGGACAAUGUGGGAUAUAUGGAGAUUUCAUAUAAAUUCUCUAUGUAUGCCUUUAAACCAGCAAUUGCUAUCUCAGUAGUCUGUGCACAAUUGUUUUGUCUUCUACAAAUUACGCAGUUUGCAUUCUCAUACUUUUCAAAUAAUGAGACACUGUUUCAAGUUCCCAAGAAAGUGCUCAAUACUAAAAUUAUCCGACAACCUCAGAAACCCCUAAGGUUGAAGCAACGAGAAUAUAAUCUUUUCAAACCAAAUUCGAAAGAUGAGAUUGAGAAUCACUUAAAAACGAUAUCACAAAUUAACAAACUACUUGUUGAAGAUGACAAGCAAACAGCUGAUAUCAAAAGCCUGAAAUCUCCUUCUGCAGUUAAGAGAUUUACGUUUGGAGAAACUCUUAUACCUUCAAAUAGUAUUUGGAGCGUGCAAGCACCAAAGAAGUCAACAACUAUGAAGUCGGAGACCUUAAAGGUCAAAAAUGAUAAAGAAGUAUUGAAAGUCAAAAACGAUAAAGAAAAUGUGAAAGUUACCAAAGUAAAAAAUUCCAAGGUUAGUAGUGGUUCAAAGAUGUCAUCUGAUCAAAUCAAAGCAAAUUUUAAGAAGAAGGUGUUAGCUUUAAAGAAUCAAAAUAAAAAGGUUAAGUCAUAA